AUUGAAGGGAAGCAAGACCAGACAAUGGAAAACAGAAAAGAGGGGCCAAAACAGAGAAGAAUAAAGAGAAAGAAACAGAAACGCUAGGUGGAGAAUGAAACAGAGAAGUCGAAAGAUGAACAGGAAAGAGACAGGUGUAACUGAGAGGGGCGGGGCUUAGAGUGGGCGGGGCAAGAAGGAGUAUAUAAUUCCCUCCAGUAUUUCCCUGCUUGUUGUAACCAAAUCCUCGUGAUCGUGCGUGUGUGUGUUCCCUCUCCUGCUGCAAAAUGUGGUCGUUCGUUGUGCUGACGGUGGCGCUGACGGCGGCGGCAGCGACGGCCGUGAAGGAGGCUGUGGCGGAGGCUGAGGCGGAGGCGAGAUACAUCUACAUCAACGCCGAGGCUCCGAUCACCAUAGCCGCCCUUCUCAACGUCCCGAUCUCCCUGGCUCUCCCGUCCCUCAACCUGAUGCGCGGGAGGUCCUUCUCGACGUCCUGGAGAGCUGAGGAGGAGCUUCACGGUGAUCUUGAGGGCCUCUUCGACGACCCACACUACCUGGUGGAGGCCAACAAGCUCCGGGCGUAUUUCUCUUACCUCAAGUUAGAGAACGAGAAGUGUCGACAGAAGUUCCUGUGCGAGUUGGCGACGGACCCUGAGGCUUUCUUCCCAGCGUCUGACAUCUUCCUCAAGGAACUGCAGCCUUCGCACGGCCCGGUGACGGAAGACGCCAAGAACCGCUUCUGGCUGUACCAAGAGGCGUCCCGAGCCGGUCUCAUGGGCGGCCGCGGGGAGUGCGUCCGCCUUUUCCCCACCUGCAGGACGCCCAUCACGGACAUCAUCAACACCAGCGUCCUUAAAGUGUGGCAGUUCAUCGGAAGGAAGCUCAACAUCAGCUUCACCGAUAAUUAGGGUCGACUCCCGUUGACUCUUAUGACGCUUUCAUAUAUCUUUCACAAAUCGAUGGAAGGUUGAAUCUCGUCUCUCUUUUUUUUUUACAUAAAAACUUCAUGAAUUUCUACCUCCUAUAAAAGCACUUUGAUGAAGUUCUUGUAAAGUAUUUCCUUCAGGUUAAGGCAUUUCAAAAAUAGUGCAAAUGUGUACUAGUAAUUACGUAAAAUCCUCAACAUAAUAUAAAAGUGAGCCCAGAAACUUGUUUAGGACAAUAUAAUUCUGUACAUGUAACCAUAAGUUUAGCUUGGCAUGUGAUUUUAUUUCUGGACUGACUGAAUGAAGCUUCGCCAGUGUAUUUAUUAUUUAAGAAUAUUUAAUAUUUAUUUAUCAA
Molecule: messenger RNA, 1260 nt
Organism: Penaeus monodon (black tiger shrimp)
Lineage: Eukaryota; Metazoa; Arthropoda; Malacostraca; Decapoda; Penaeidae
Exons: 5
Coding region: 267-887 (206 amino acids)
Source: RefSeq, a predicted model, not a curated record